CUCAACUUAAUUCCGUGCUUGCUCUCCUGCUCUCGCUGGUCUCGUUCGUCGAGUUGAGCGCACAAGCUAUCAUGCCAGGCCCGCUCUCCUGGUUCAAGCACGCAAACGGGCACGACCAACCCACCGCCACCGACAUUGAAGAUGCCGAGCAAUUCGAGCUGCUCCCGGACUCCUCCUCACGCGCUUCCCCGUACAUCCGCACGCGCAAAUACGAAGACGGCACGACGAUCGACUGGCUGCGCGAAGAGGCUGCAGAGCGCAAGCGCAAGCGCGAGCUGGCCACCCAGCGAGGGUUCCGCGGCCUGCGUGCGCGCGUGGUGGACUCGUGCAGCAUGUGGCUCGUCAUCAUCCUUACGGGUCUCGGUAUCGGCGUCGCGGGUGCGUGGCUGGACGUGCUGGUGCGGUGGUUGAGCGACCUCAGAGAAGGCCGUUGCACGUAUGACCUCUUCUACAACCAAGUACUGUGUUGUAGUGGGCUCGACCCUGGAGAGGUCUGUACCGAAUGGCAGACCUGGAGUGAGUAUCUGCACGUCAGGAGCAUACUCGGACAAUCGAUCCUCCAGUCGUUCAUAUACACGGGACUUGCAGUGGCGUUCGCAGGAAGCGCUGCUGUUCUGGUGAAGACAUACGCGCCAUACGCGUUCCACACUGGAAUCCCAGAAAUCAAAGCCAUUUUGAGCGGCUAUGUGCUGGACUCGUUCCUCAGCUCAUGGACACUGCUCAUCAAAGCGCUGGGCCUGGCACUCGCAGUCGCAUCCGGUCUGUCGCUCGGCAAAGAAGGCCCGCUAGUCCAUGUAUCCUGCUGCAUGGCAUUCCUUCUUUCCAAGAUGUCCCGAAACGUCUACGGCAACGAAGCCCGCAAACGCAAGAUGCUCGCCGCAGCAGCAGUAGCCGGUGUCUCAGUCGCCUUCGGGAGCCCGCUCGGCGGGGUGCUCUUCGGGCUGGAGGAGCUCGACACGUUCGCGAGCGGGACGGACGUGAUGUGGCGCGGGUUCGUGACGUCCGUGAUUGCGGCGAUGGCGCUGCAGUACGUGGACCCGUUCGGGACCGCGAAGCUCGUGCUGUUUCAGGUGCAGAUCUCCGAGGCGACGACGGUAUGGAGGGCGUUUGAGCUCGUGCCGUGGAUGCUGCUGGCGGUGAUUGGAGGUUUGCUGGGAUCGCUCCUUAUCAAGCUGAACGCGGCCGCAGCGGUGUAUCGGCGGAAUAGCAUCCUGAAUAACUGGCCGACGCUUGAGGUCGUGGGGUUUAGCGCGAUCACCGCUGCUGUCAGUUAUUUGGUAGUCUUUCUGCGCGUCCAGACCUCAGAGCUCGUCGCGAAUCUCUUCACGGAAUGUGAUCCGGCAAAGGGCGACUUCCAUGGGCUGUGCAACGCGACGGCGAUCUGGGCGAAUGUGUUCCUCCUGAUCCUCACCGCAAUGACGAAGAUCGCCCUCACCGCUUGGACAUUCGGCAUGAUGAUCCCUGCGGGUAUCUUCCUCCCCACCAUCGCGAUCGGCGCUUGCCUCGGGCGCGCUGUAGGGCUCAUCACGCAGGGUCUGCACCGCGCGUAUCCGGGCGCGUGGAUAUUCUCGUCGUGCUCGCCGGAGCCGACGGUAAGAUGUGUCUCGCCGGGGUUCUAUGCUGUGAUCGGCGCAUCGGCAAUGCUGGGUGGCGUCACGCGAAUGACUGUCUCGCUCGUUGUCAUCCUCUUUGAGGCGAGUCACCGCUUCUUUCCUCUUCUCACCGGUGCGCUCUCGCACGUCCUCCCGAUCAUGCUCGCCGUGCUGGUGUCAAAGUGGGUCGCGGACUAUGCAGGCGGGAAGGAGGGCAUCUUUGCGCGCUGGAUCGAGCUGCAUGCGUAUCCCUGGGUGCCACCGCUCGCGGAGUUCAGGGACCGUGGGGAGACGGCCGCGAGCGUGAUGCGCGGCGCGGCAGAGCUCGUCGUCCUGCACGAGGGGGAAGCUGGGUUGGGGUUGGGGGAGCUGGGGGAGGUGGUUAGAGGGGAGAGGUUCCAUGGGUUUCCGGUGGUGUGUGGGGAGAGGCUGGUGGGGUAUGUGACGAGGGAGAGAUUGAGGGCGUAUAUCGAGCCGCUUCUGGAGGAGGACCAGGCGUCGGGCGUACAGAGACGGUGCACAUUCGUGCCGAGGAGGCGAGACGGCGGGGGCUACAAUGACCGUGGAGAUCGCAUGAAUGCAAACGGAGACAGCAGUGCUGCGGACACAGAGCUCAUUGACCUGAGCACGCUCCUCGAGGAAGCGGUGUUACAACUCCGCCCUGAGAUGCCGCUCGAGCUCGUGGUCAGCAUGUUCCAGAAACUGAACCUGCGGCACGUCCUGCUGUCGAAAGCGGGAAAGCUAACGGGGAUGGUGACUAAGACGGACAUUGUGCACCUAUUCACGGCCGACUUUGCGUACACGGGUGCACUGGCGAAACAG
Laetiporus sulphureus 93-53 is the source of this 2414-nucleotide messenger RNA. Its product is annotated as Cl-channel protein. Gene Ontology annotation, biological process: transmembrane transport; chloride transport. Lineage: Eukaryota; Fungi; Basidiomycota; Agaricomycetes; Polyporales; Laetiporaceae. The transcript is spliced from 19 exons. Gene Ontology annotation, molecular function: voltage-gated chloride channel activity. Gene Ontology annotation, cellular component: membrane; early endosome; Golgi apparatus. The annotation marks the transcript as partial. The record is from RefSeq and is a predicted model, not a curated record.